This is a messenger RNA of Paramuricea clavata, 3105 nucleotides long. NCBI's taxonomy places the organism in Eukaryota, Metazoa, Cnidaria, Anthozoa, Malacalcyonacea, Plexauridae. The record is from the annotation of a GenBank genome assembly.
CCGCCGCAAGAAACGAAUCUUUCCAUUCCGACCAAUCUUUACUAAUAUCGCCAUGAUCAGAUAUUUUCUCCUUGAGGUUAAGUGAUUGAAGAUGUGCUCGUAGACCAUCAAAGUCAGCUCGACGAUAAUUAAAUACGAAUUUUAAAGAAUGCUGCUCCAAUUUCAUGGCUGUUUCAGUCUGUUUGAAGAUGAAAAUGUUCACUAAAGCUUCUCUAUUUCAUUUUUCCACAUUUACUCAUAGUUGUUUUUCACAUUGUAGGAAUUUGACAGAAGAAGAGCUCUUCUCAAACAACGAAUGGUGCAGAAAGAAGCAGAUACAGUAAGAAUAUUUUAUCUCAAAAUGAAUGGUUAGCUCUGACCAGUGAAGAUCCAGUCCUACUAUAUAAAUAAAAAUGGUGUUUCCAUACACCAAAGUUUGUGUUAUAGGGCAAAAAAAAAAAUAUGUGGGUUUCCGGUUUCCUCUUGUAAAAACUUAGGUAGGGUAGGUCGGUUUUAACUUUUUUUUUUAAACUUUUUUUUUAAUUUUCCUAACAACCGGACUAGGGGUGCACCGGAUUUGGAAUUUUCAAAUCCAGCCGGAACUGGAUUUGGACAAAAAUUCCGGCCGGAAUCCGGCCGGAUUUGCCGGAUUUGAGAUAAACCAGUAAUGGGGACAAUUGGGGAUAAAUCAGUAUUCAAAAUGAUGGUUUAUGUUUUUUACUAUUUUUAGUUAGUGUCAGUUUAGAUUUUUGAUUGUGUUUAAACCUUUUUUAAACAUCUUUUUGUUAAUAACUUAAUAUUUUAUAAUAAUAUAAGUGGUUUUUUAAACUUUAAAGCUGCCAAAUUGAUGGUUUAUCCCAUUCUUGGUGAAUUUUUUAUGGUGAAAACAGAAAUUUAAAUCCGGCCGGAUUUUCUCCAAAUCCGGCCGGAAGCCGGAUGCCGGAAAAUUGGUUAAAUCCGGCCAGAAUUCCGGCCGGAUUUGAAAUCCGGUGCACCCCUAAACCGGACCCCAUUUUGUUUAGUCAGUGCUUCCACAUCCAAACAUAAAUUUCCCUAAUAUUGCCUCAAAUUUUCAUUUUCCACAAACGUCUUGCUCUAAGUGGAAACACUUACAAGCAUGAUCCAAUAAAAAAGUUUAGGGUCGGGAUUUCUACGUCCAAAAGCUAGGUAGGGUCGGGAAACCGGAAACCCACAUAUUUUUUUUAUUUGGCCUAGUUGUAUAAAAUUUUAAUUAUAUGUGAAGCUAAUAAAUAAAUGAUUUCAAUGAAUGUUUUUCAGAGUUUGCACAGUCCAUAGACUAAUAAUAAAAAGUAAAAAACUAAAUAUAAAGACUAAUUAAUGUAAUGUUAUUUUGUUCAGGAUUUGUUGGAUCUUGAAGAAGAACCAAAGUCUGACCAAGAACUGGAGGAAGAAGACGAGGUAAGGCGUAAAAAAAUACCUGUUGGUCCGGGUUUCAUAUCGCGAAAAAAUUAGGGUCGGUAGGUCGGAAAUAUGUUGUUUUUUAAAUAUUUUUUCAUGGUUUUUUCAAUAAUUAGUGUGACAGCAGAUGCCAUUUUGACAGCAGCCUGCAACCACCCAGAGAAAAUAGGGUUGCACAAUCGCGUUUAAAAAAUAAUAGGGUCGACAGAAAAAAAUAGGGUCGGUCGGGAACCUGAAUUUAUUGUAUCAUGCAAUUGACAUAACCAGAGAAAUAUUUUUAAAAAUCUUGAUUUGACCGUUACGGUCUGGUUAACAACCAAUUUUUCAUUUCUCCUGCAGUCAUCAGAAUAUGAAGAGUAUUCAGAUUCUGAAGAGGAAUUCGGAGCUCGACUUAAACCUGUCUUUGUUAGAAAGUAAGUGAUUGUCUUGUAUUUUGAAUUCUCGUUUCUUGUUUUGAUCAAUCCCUGUGCAAUUCCAACUGUCAAAAUAUAGAUCAGACAGAGUGACAAUUCAAGAACGAGAUAAGAUGUUUUGACCAUUCACUAUGCUAUAUCAAUUCCAUCUGUUCUCGUGUAAAAAUAUAGAUCAGACAGAGUGACAAUUCAAGAACGAGAUAAGAUGACGCUCGAUGAAGAAAAAGAGGAAGAAAAGAAAAAGAAAUUAAUGGAAGACAGACGGAGGACUUCGAGAAAGGUUGAAUUGAUUUGGAUAAUUUUGAAGUCCCAGUGAAGUGGCGAUGUGUCCUACGUCAUUUUUUUACUGUCUAAUGCCAGACACAUGUGGAGAGUUCUGCCACUCAGUGGGUUAACUUUUCCUGUUGUUUAUAUUUCAGUUGGUUGAAGAGAUCAUUCACAAAGAACUACAAGCUGAACAAGGAGGUAAAUGUUAAUAUUUAUCAUAGAUUGCUUAGUUUUAGGCUGUUGGUCAAAAUUAUUUCGCUUUGUGGCAACCCCCUGGGGAAUAGAUUUUCUGUGGUUCAAUGCAUAGUACCAUAGAUGCUCAAUUACCACAAAAAGGUCCCAAGCAAAAAACUUGCCAAACACCGAGAAAAUGGGUGAUCAGUGAUUAUCCUCUAUUAAAUUGUAUUACAGCAAGAUUACAAAUGUGAAAUUUUGUAUUCAAUUACAACAAAAAUGAUUUGCAUCAUCAGAAAGGUGAGACGGCCCACGGCCUAUUUCAACACUGGGGACCUUCAUACAAUGAGUACAACACCAUUGGCUUGGAAGUUAUGAAUCUAGGAGUCAUACUCACACUAGUCAUUGACUGAUUGUCCAACCAUCGGAAAUGAUUGAUUGUUAAUGCCACCAUCUGCCCCAUGCCGAUUUUAUAAUGACGUCAUAAUAUCAAUCGACCGAGUAAAGGUGCCAUUAUUCAUGUCAAUUUUUUAACGAUAAUUUCCAACGUAACAUGUUACUGCGACCAAAGAUUGUCAGAAUCGUUCAUAAAUGGCGCGCUUUGCCCAUUAAUAUAUUGCAGUAAAACGUCACGUAAAACAAUAGACACUCAGAAAAUUGUAAAAAAUUAAUGUGACUUUAGGUUGCAGCUGUAAUUUAAGUCAUCUUUAUUUUCUCUGGUAUACAGGACUUUCUUCAAUGCUGAAAAUUUCUGAAUAUUUUUUUUUAAAUUUCUUCAGUUGAAAAAGAAGAAGAAGUUGUGAUCACUGAUGACGAAAAUGACGAGGAAGAGGUUUGUCAAAAAAUGAUUUAA